Molecule: messenger RNA, 717 nt
Organism: Rubroshorea leprosula
Lineage: Eukaryota; Viridiplantae; Streptophyta; Magnoliopsida; Malvales; Dipterocarpaceae
Source: the annotation of a GenBank genome assembly
AGGGCAAAACCAAAAUAAGCAGAAGGGGGGGAGAGAAGAAAACGAAGGUGGGUGUGAGAGGGCAUGGCAAGCGAGACCAAAGGCACAGGCGGUGGCGGUGGCGGUGGCGGUGGGGGCGGCGGCAAUGUGGGAGGAGGGUUCAAGUCGAGAAUGGAGCAUUUCUUGUACAGUGGAGACAAGAAGCACGUCAUGGCUGGCAUCGCUAUCAUCGCCGUCAUCUUUGGUGCCCCUUGGUAUUUCAUGAAUCGAGGAGCAAAGCAUCAAUCACACCAAGAUUACAUGGAAAGAGCUGACAAAGCACGGAGUCAGCGGCUAUCUUCUGCUUCAUCUUCUUCUAAACAAUAAGGGAGUCAUUAUCAAAUGGAAACGUUUUUCUGCAACAAACUUUUUGAUAGUUAGUCAGCAUACAAGCUUCUUGCUGUUCAUUACUCUGUCCUUUUAUCGUCCUCAUGUGAUGAGAUUGUUAAUCCCACGGGUGAAAAGUGGGAUAUGAAAUAACAUAGAAUUUUUCUGGUAUCAUGUACUUUGCUUAGGAACAAAAACAUCCCUUUGAUGAAUGAACACUAGUCUUUUUACCAAUAUGUGAUCUUGUCUUUGCAAUGACUUGCGUUUCCCUUUCAUUGUAAUUUGGAGCCGUUUGGCAGAGCUUAUUUGUCAAGGAAACACUUCUUUUCUCUUAAGCAUGAAAAUUUUUUAGAAGAAAAUGUUGCUUUUAAG